Molecule: messenger RNA, 2261 nt
Organism: Musa acuminata subsp. malaccensis (wild Malaysian banana)
Lineage: Eukaryota; Viridiplantae; Streptophyta; Magnoliopsida; Zingiberales; Musaceae
Product: EIN3-binding F-box protein 1
Cellular component (GO): cytoplasm
Molecular function (GO): protein binding
Source: RefSeq, a predicted model, not a curated record
GGUGAAUGGAAUGUGGUAUGCGUCGGCCAUUGGCUUUCCUAACGCCCAUUGCCUCAAUGUUCCGUCCCCUGUUCCUUCUACGGUUCUCUACCCCCAUCCUCCUCCAGAGACGUGCGCCUGCCCGAGCACCUCGUCCUCUCCUCUUCCUCCCUCGAUCCCAAGAGUUGCUUCUGAGCCAUGUGCAUCCUACUUGAAUCUCAAGUUGAAGGGAGUUGCGGUGGCAUGGGUGAUUCGCAUCGACGACCGGGAAAGCGAAGGAAGAUAGGGUCGCCUGCGAAGGAGAGCAGAGAUGAUCGAGCCCUGUGCCAGGAUCUUAUCGACGAUCUGCCGGACGAAUGCCUCUUGCUUAUCUUUAGUUUGCUUCCGGCUCCGAGAGAUCGCUGUCGCUGCGCUGCGGUGUCGAGGAAAUGGUUGGCGCUGCAGGCCUCGAUGCGAAGGUCUGAGUUCGGAGCCAACGCCGUGCUUCUACCGGAAGCGAGGCAAGAGAUGUCCAGAUGCAUCAAGGGGAGUGAGGCAAAUGACUGGAGGCUGGCAGCCAUGGCCAUUGGGAUCGACGCAUGUGAGGUUUUGACCCAUCUAUCCGUGAUGGAGACGCUUCCAUCUUGUCCUCUUCCUCCUCUGCAACAUGCGGGGAAUCAUCGUCACAUCUCGGACGUCGGCCUCUUCGUCAUCGCACAGGCUUGCACUGACCUACGAUCUCUCGCUUUACACAACUGCAUCAAAGUAAGCGACCGAGGCCUCGCGGCGAUCGCACAGAACUGCAGCGCGCUGAAGAACCUGGAGCUGACCAAUGCAUUCUCGGUGACCGACCGUGGCCUGAUGCUUAUCGCGUCCGGAUGCCCGAACCUGGCAUCGUUGAGGCUCACCGCAUGUCCGAGCGUCACCGAUCGCUCGCUGGUGGCUUUCUCCAGGCAUUCCACUCUGCUCAACUCGUUCGCCGUCGCCCAGUGUCCUCUCAUCACCGACCACGGGAUCCUCUCCAUCGUCGUCCUGCAAACCAAGCUAGAGACCCUCAAGAUCUCGUCGAUGAAGUUAGGCGACAAGGUUGUCCAAGCAAUCGCAUGCCACCGCAAGGAAAUCAAGCUGUUGUCUCUGGAGAAAGUGUGGGGUUCAUCGGUGAUAGGCUACAGUUGGAUCGCAGAGGCGAGCGGUCUCAGGGCCCUCUCGCUCGACGCUUGCGAGGGGUUGACGGACGGAUGCUUCGUGAGGGCAUCACCAUCCAUCAGCUUCGCCGGCCUCACGAAGGUUUCGUUGAAGAGCUGCCCGUCGCUCACAGAUUUAAGUCUGCUGGCGCUCACGAAACUAGCGGUCAAACUGGAGAAUCUGCACCUGGAAAACUUCAGGGGAGUUUUCAGCUACAGAGGCCUGGUGUUUGCUCUGGAGAACUGCAGCCAUACCUUGAAGGAGCUAAAUCUAGUCAAUUGCGGCUUCUAUGGCCAUGGAACAGAGCAGCAAGAGGGCGAGCCCUGUUUUCUUCUUCCUCAACGAUGCCCGGCGCUGCAGACCGUGAAGCUGGAAGAGUGCGAGGGGCUCGGAGACGGCUUCGUCGUCUGGGUCGGGCAGGCUUGCAAGAGCGUCGCAGACGUCAGCUUCGUGCGCAUGGGCUCGAUCACCGACCGAGGCAUAACCUCCUUCCUGAAGCAGCUCAAGGGGUGGAACGAGAUCACGAGGGUGGACCUGAGCGGGUGCACCCGGCUGGGCGACCGGAGCGUAUGGGCGGUGACGAGGGAGUGCAAGGGGAGGCUGAGGUCGCUGGCGCUGAAGGGGUGCGGGCGCGUGACGGACCGCGGGGCGUCGGUGAUCACGAGGCGGUGCGGCAGGCUGGUGGAGCUGGACCUGGGCGGUUGCAACAUCGGCGACGAGGCCGUGGAGAAGCUGGUGGAGGGGGACCCCUCCGACCUCGAGUCACUCUCGCUCGCCGGCUGCGCCGAAAUCACGGACCGGACGCUCCAAGCACUGGACGAGUACGGCGGCCUUUGCCUGAACCGGCUGAACCUAACCGGUUGCCCGAGACUUAGCCGGUCCAGGAUCCAUCUCAUCAAGCCGUACAUCGACGAAGUCGAGUACUGAGGAGGGAGCCCAAUAUUUUCCGCAUGGACCGGCCGCUUUUUUCCGGUUCAGGUUUAGUGACCGGGAGUUGGUUUUCUGGGGUCAUUUUGGGCAAAAUAACUGACGAAUGUGUGACGGCACUAUCGACUCGGGGAGUUCACCAUUUGUAUGCUUAUGCAAAUAAAUGAUUAGAUAGAGGAAGGUUUAAUUGA